Molecule: messenger RNA, 399 nt
Organism: Diversispora eburnea
Lineage: Eukaryota; Fungi; Glomeromycota; Glomeromycetes; Diversisporales; Diversisporaceae
Source: the annotation of a GenBank genome assembly
AUGUCUUUCGCUUCACAAAUCGCUGAUGCAAUCCUCUCUCGUGAUUCAUAUUUAGCAGCCUAUAAAUCUGACUUCGCCACUUUCUAUCAUUAUCGGGAACACUUACUUACAGAACUUCUUCGUCUUUAUCAACAUCGAUUAUUCCCCUCUCAGUUAGAUGCACUUCGAGAACGAUUCGAAGUAUCGUUACAAGAGGUGGUAAAUGCCACACCUAUUGAUGUAGAAAUACUUGAACGUGAUUACGAGCAUCAACCCGCCAUAACACUGGAAGAGCAACGUGAUUUUGUUCAACGUAAUCAUUUUGAACAGGCUUUUUCUAGACUACGAGAAAGUGUCCAAAGUGUAGUUAGAAGUACUACUAAAUUAAGUAGUCAUGGUUCUGUUUCAGCUCAUUUGUAA